AUGGGAGCCUCAAAAACAAUAACUACUUUGGUUGAAUACAAAAUUGCUAAAGACAAAAGGGAUACAAAGAACCCCAUCUCACCGUUUUGGGAAUUGGCUAUGAUAGGUUUAUUGCUUUCACAGUUUAUUGAUAGGACAUUGCCACUAAUCACAAAGCUAUGGCCAAAAUGUACAAAGAGGGCGGAACGUGUGAAACAAGUUCUUUCUGCAAACCUGGAUCACUUUGCGCAAAUCGAGAGCGUGCACGAGGAUAUUGAUAUGCGGCUGAGAGUCACAAGAGAGGAACUAAACGGACUAAUUGUGGAUUUGGACGAACGGAUUCUCGCGCCAAUUGAUGGAGCUCUUGAGAUGGCCGGAUUGGACUAUGGAUCAGAUUUGAUGCAAACGAGAAUUGGAAGCAAAGAAAUCGGCCGUUUCUUGAAUACUGAUGAGUCGAUUGCUCUUGGUGGUCUUUACCAAGCGGCUUUCUUGUCAAAGGGAUUCAAAGUGAAGACGUUCUACGUUGAGGAAUUGCAGAUAUAUCCCGUCCAAGUUCACUUCCAUUUCGAAGCA
This is a messenger RNA of Mesorhabditis belari, 552 nucleotides long. NCBI's taxonomy places the organism in Eukaryota, Metazoa, Nematoda, Chromadorea, Rhabditida, Rhabditidae. The record is from the annotation of a GenBank genome assembly.